UUGUGACAGCUGAGAGCCGCAGGCUACAACAAACUCUGUUCUGCAGCCCUUCACAUUAGGUCUUGUACAUGUGUAUCCAGCUGUUGCAGUGUAUGAAGUCACACUGUGAAUGAAUGCUUCCCUUUGGAUGACUGGCUAUAGGACCUUGCAGAAUCCCUGGAGUCCGCAGAGGGUGUGUGGCGUGGAGCCUGAAAAAUAAAACUUUUAGCUUUUCCUACCAUGUGGGACACAAGAAGCUUUGGAUGACUUCACUGCUUGUCUUCGCAGUUGCUGCAACCUGCCCCUAAACUCUGCACAAGAAGAUAUCCUGCAUUCCUGUCCUCACAUGGUUAAAGCUGGAGAAAGCUUCUCAUCUUCACAAGUGGGUGUAGCAGAGUUCUCCUGGCGCUACAAACACAGCUCCUGGGUAGGAAAGUGUGUCAGUUAUGAAUUAAACCUGCCCCAUAAGAUACCCCAAGGAUGAGAUCCUUAGAAGAGGAAAGAACCUGUGAUGCCCCCUGAAGAAGUCGACUAUGAUCCGGAGAAGACCUUUUGGUAGCAGCACGUUUCGCCAACCUGCACUUUGAUAUGUUUGUCUUGCUAGUCUUGCACUCUCUGCUCUCUCCUGCCUUAGGACAGACUAUCCCAGAAGCAGAUCGUUCCAGCUUCGUCCCAGAUUCAGAAGGUGACCUUUACUUCCUGCUGGACAGCUCGGGAAGCGUCACCUACGAUGAGUUUUCCAAAGUCAAACAAUUCAUUGGGGAUCUUCUCCAACCUUUUAAGUUUGGUCCACAGGACGUUCAGGCCAGCGUCGUCCAGAUCAGCACUAAUCCUACGCUGGAAUUUCCCUUGAACCAAUACAGUUCCAGUAAGGAUGUCCAAAAAGCCAUUCAGCAAAUAAGGCAACGUAUGGGCGAUACAAAUACAGGCAAAGCUAUUGAUUAUGUCAAGAAAAAUCUCUAUGCAGAAGACUUUGGCUCUAGGGGUGAUGUCCCGAAAGUUCUGGUUUGGAUGACGGAUGGAUUGUCCACUGAUGACAUCUCUGGGCCUAUGAAGCUUCUCAAGGACAAGGGCGUUUCAGUAUUUAUUAUUUCCACAACGGGUCGAGGAAAUUUCCAGGAUUUAUCUGCGGCAGCCAGUGAUCCCAAUGAGAAAUAUUUAAAGUUUGUCGAUAAGGAUGAUCUGGGGAUCAUUACAAAGGAGCUGCGGGACUCAAUCAUUGAACUGAUUCAAGCAAAGAGACUUCAUGCACAGAAUAUAACAACAAGCAGCUUCCAGCUAACAUGGCCAAGAUUAUUAUCCAAAGAUACAGGACAUUAUGUAUUGGAAUAUGCACCAGUUGCUGAUUUGGGGAAGAAGUUACAGCACAAUCUUCACGGCGAUCAAACACGUUUAGAAAUUACAGGAUUAACUGCAGAUACCACGUACGCAGUCACACUGUACCCGGAGUCGAAUAUUGAAUAUUUGCAGCCUCAAACCAUACAGGUCUCUACUCUUCAAGAGGCGAGAGAAGAAAGGAAUCUGGAGGCCCUGGAUAUAACAACCACAAGUUUCUCAUUGACCUGGUCAAGGUUAUCUGGAGAUACAGGGACGUAUGUUGUGGAGUAUUCACCGCUGUCUGACCCAAGAAAAAAGUUACAGAAGACCAUGUCGGUGGAGGAGACUACUAUGGUCCUUAGUACUUUAACCCCAAAUACCACCUACCAGGUCACACUCAUACCUGAUUCCAACAACCCGAAUAUUCAGCCUGAAACAAUCCAAGUGUCCACGCUCCCAGAUUACAUCCAAGCAAGAAAUCUACAGAUUCUAGAUAUUACAUCCACUAGUUUUAAUGCCACCUGGUCCAAGUUAAUAGGUGAUACAGGACGCUACUUUUUGGAUUAUUCUUUACUAUUUUAUCCAAGGAGAAAGACAAGAAAGACAUUGUAUGGAGAGCAGACCAGUGUGGUGGUCAGUGGUUUAACACCAAACACGACCUACCAGGUCACAUUUAUUCCUGAAUCCAAACUGGAGGCUCCACAAUCCCAGACUCUCUCAGUCUCCACACUACCAGACAUGAUUCAAGCAAGAAAUCUACAAGUCCACGACAUCACCUCAAGGAGUCUUCAUUUAACCUGGUCCAGAAUAGAAGGAGAUACGGGAUAUUAUAGAGUGCACUAUGCAUUAGCUUCCCAACCAGAUGUCAAAUCUGAAAUGUCCUUGUAUGGUGAGAGCCGUGCAGCCAUUGGAAACCUAAGACCAAACACCACCUAUCAGAUCACCUUGAUUCCACAAUCCAACCUGCAGUACAUCCACCUGCAGACGAUAGAGAUCACUACUCUCCCAGAACACACACAGACAAGAAACCUGCAGGCUCGGGACAUGACAAGCACUGGUUUUCUCCUAACCUGGUCCAGGCUGCAUGGAGAUGAAGGGCGUUAUGUUUUGGAGUAUGUUCCUGUUUCUGAUCCAGAGAUGACGCAACAGAAAAUUGUGUACGGAGACGAGACCAGUGUGGUUGUGAGUGGUCUAAGACCAGAGACCACCUAUCAGGUCACACUGAUCCCAGAAUACAGUGCAAACUAUACUUUUCCUGAAGUCAUCAUGGUUUCUACACAUUCAGCUCCGGUUCAGGAAAGGCAUUUACAGGCCAUAAAUAUAACAGCGAGAAGUUUUCUGCUAACCUGGUCCAGGCCUCCUGGGGACAGGGGCAGAUACAUUGUGGAAUAUUCCCCAGUAUUGGAUCCGAGAGGAAAAUUGCAGAAGACUUUGUCUAUGGACGCGAGCAGCGAGAUGUUCACUAACCUAACCCCCAAUACCACCUACCUGGUCUCCCUGAUCCAUGAAUCCGGUGCCCACUAUGGAACAAUUCAAGUCUCUACUCUCAUAGAUCCAGUUAAAGCAAGAAAUCUACAUGUUCAGGACAGAAAGUCUAACAGUCUCCAGCUGUCCUGGUCCAGGUUGGCUGGAGACACGGGACGAUAUGUGUUAGAAUACGCACCAGUAAUAGACUUAAGCAAGACCAUACAGAACGUUUUAUACAGGGGACAGACUAGUGUGAUAUUCCACAACCUAACCCCAGAUACUGUAUACCAGGUCACCUUUGUCCCUGACUCCAGGGGGCAGUAUAACCAGAAGCAGAAUAUCACAGUUUCUACACUUCCAGAACUGAACCAGAAGAGAUCUGUAUAUGUUCGGGAUAUUACAACUACAAGUUUCCAGUUGGCCUGGUCAAGGAUGCCAGGAGACCAGGGACCCUAUGUAGUGGAGCUUGAAUUAAUAUCAGAUCCAAGAAGGAAACUUAGGAAGACUUUGCCCCAUGACCAGACAAAUAUCAUAUUUAGUCAUUUAAGUCCAGAAACUAAAUACAGAGCCACGGUGUUUUCUGAGGCUAAUAUUCAGUAUGUCCCACCACAGAACAUUCAGGUCUCCACUCUUGAGGAACAACAUUUUCCAGCCCACAUCCUGAUUUCUGACCCCAGUGCGCACAGUUUCCGGGUGAGUUGGGGUCCCAGUCCUGAAAGUGUUGCUGGAUAUUUAAUUCAGUAUGGACCAAUUCCCAGCAAUACAGUGCGAACCUUGCAGGUAGACAGCAAGGUGAAUAGCACCAUUCUGGAAAACUUGAAAUCCAAUACAACCUACCUGGUUACAGUGUCUGCCAUAUUAAAAUCUGGUGGCGAAAAAUCCUUGUCUGCCAUAGCAUGCACAGAACACGAUGACACAAGAGUAAAGUACUUACAUUUCAAUGACCUGGGUGACAGAAGUGUGAAGGCUACAUGGGGAUCAGCAGAUGGAGACGUACAGGGCUAUCGAGUUCGGUGCCGGAGACAGGCAGGAUCCUCCUCGGUUAUCAGCGUAGCUCCGCAGACUCACAGUGUAUAUUUAACAGACUUGGCAGAAGGAACCAUGAACAAGAUCUGCGUCAUGCCGGUCUAUAAGAAUGGAGAGGGGAAGAACCUGUGCCGAAAGAUUCAGAUGCAACCAGGAACAUCUGCAAAUGGUUAUUCCAGAAUAUGAACUCGGUAAAAGAAGGAUAGAGAUGCCAUGAAGGCCAUCGUGAAUGGAGGCACGUGAAAGCCACCGGCUCUACAAGAUGAGAAACUUUUACUAUCUGGAGGUUUCUGCAGAAGAAAGCUAGAAGAGCGUGGGCACUUAGGCCUCAAGAAGAAGAUGAGGUUAUUAUGGGAUAACCUAUUUGUACAGUCCUGUGGUCAAGAUGAUAUCUAGUGACCACAAUGAACCCGUGUACUUCUCUCAUAACCACUUCAGACUGUUCCUAACACGUUCAUAUUAAGGUGUUCUUCAGGACUAGAAAAUGCAUGACCUGUCCUUGGAGUAGGCUAUCAAUAUCGGAGUGGAGGUCUGACUAUUAGCACUCCCACCGAUCUAAGGGACCACGGUGCUUCAGUGAGUGCUGCCCCCCCCCACUCUUUGCUUACCCAAAAUUCUUUAAUGGCCGUCAUGCUCCUCCCAUAGACUUGCAUUAAGGGGUCAUGGCCUGAGGGCAGGAGGGCGCGUGGCCGACCCCCGCAGCGCGCACACAGCAUUCAGAACUAAAUGUUCCGAACGCUGGCCAGUGGAGUACCCCUUUAAAAGUAUAGGACUCUGCUGGGUAAACCGUGGAGAAGACCACUCAGUGGAGCCCCACUAACUACCCCUUUAAUCAAUGAUAAGCAGGGUUGUGAAGAAGAGUCAGACCACCACCGCUCUGAUAUUGAUAUCCUGGAAAAUCACUUUACUCUUAAAGGGGUACUCCCGUGGAAAAUGUUUUUUUUUUUUUUUU
Molecule: messenger RNA, 4741 nt
Organism: Hyla sarda
Lineage: Eukaryota; Metazoa; Chordata; Amphibia; Anura; Hylidae
Gene: VWA1
Product: von Willebrand factor A domain containing 1
Exons: 13
Coding region: 568-3975 (1135 amino acids)
Molecular function (GO): protein binding
Source: RefSeq, a predicted model, not a curated record